This is a messenger RNA of Penaeus chinensis, 4253 nucleotides long. RefSeq lists its product as uncharacterized. Lineage: Eukaryota; Metazoa; Arthropoda; Malacostraca; Decapoda; Penaeidae. The transcript has 5 exons. The record is from RefSeq and is a predicted model, not a curated record. Bases 144 to 668 code for a protein of 174 amino acids.
UAAAAAAUAACAAGUCGACAUUGUUUAGGGAAUCAGCUGAUGCAGGAAAACCUCCCCCGACGACGCAGGAUGCCCGUAAUAGUGUUCUAAUCCUCUGACUUCCGCUCCUUUCGAGAGAUCCUGACACUCCGACCAAGAUCAAAAUGGGUUGCUGUUGUGGAUGUAAGUUAUGUUGCUGCGCAUUUCUUGUGGUCCUGACGAUUAUUGCAGCUAGCCUAGGUCUCUUCGGUGCCUUCUUCCCGUAUCCAAGCCAUGCCUCGUGCCGCGUUGACUGGGUAUUUGGUACAUCCUGUCCAACAGUGAAGUACAAGCUUAUUGAACAGAUGAAGAGCUGGAGCCAUGAUGACUGCUCUUUGAAACAACAGUGCAGCUAUGAGUACCUGGGUGAAGAUGGAAAUAUUAUCCGAGGCUUACACAAAACCCCUUAUCUCAAGUUUGAGGAUAAGCUGAACUUCACCUUGAAUAGCAUAGAUGGAAAGUGUCACGUAACGGGGGUGAGCGAGUCUGGAGUUUCCUUUGCUGUGAUAGAUUUUGGAACAAACUACUGUAACUUGCGCAACUUAGUGAUUGGCUCAGGACUGGAUGAGAAUGAUAGGUUUUAUAAAGAGAAUUCAACCAACCGAAUUUGUACAAUGUACUCCAUUGCUCACUGUAAUCUCUAUACUUAGAGGGUAGAAAGAAGAGUGGUGGGUCAAUAAUACAUACUUUUCUCUGGAAGUCUGCACUCAUUUUCAAAUGCCUCAGGUCAAAUAACAUUAAGAAAAUGUUGUAUUUAAAACUGCAAUUACCAGAAUUGUUUUGCAAAUACUUGUGUGCUAUGGAAGGGAACCUUUUUGAUUAUUGCAGCAUGUACGUAUUAGGGAAAACUCCUUUGCACAAUUAAAGACAAAAGGUAAGCCCUUCAUGCCUAAAACUUUUCUCUAGACCAAAAAUAUACACAAGAAAUUAUUAUUGAUAGUAUAUUCACAAAAUAUUUACAUGCAAAUUUAUAUAUUUUGUGGUUUGAUUAUGAAAGCCUAUGAGGAGUCAUUUCACAAUAUUAACUUUUUUUAGUUGUUCUAAAAUCCAGAUGAUCGAAGUCCUCCAAAUAAGCUUCUGUGAUUACAGUUAGGAAGAGUUUAUUUGAUUCAUAUUCAUUUCCAACUUCUUUCCUUUUCUUUAUUUGUGCAAAUUUUAUUUUUAAAGAUAAGUAAAGAAUGAAAAGAAGCCUUCAUGUUAUCUGUAUCUGUGGCAAAUUCCAAGCCACCUCAAGCAGACAAAGAUACCAGCCAAUAUAAACUGCAAAUGUAGGUGCUUUUCAGAAGGGUAUUUUAGCACCAUGUUUAUUAUCCAGUUGCAAAUUUUGUCAUAUAUGAGGCUGCUGUUACAUUUAUGAUCAGCUUGGAUGCUGUAUCGAACUCCGCGUGUCCUUGGAUAAUAGUGCCAAUGGCACUUUACACAUACUUAAAGUAAUAGUUCCUAAUUGUCUUAUGGAGGUUUAUUACUCACAAUACAAAAUGAAAUAAUAAUGUGCUGUGCUCCUCAGUUCUGCCAACCCCAAGUUUUUCGGUACAAUGCACAAGUUAAUGUAGAAGUCAGCCAUUCCAAUUUUUUUUCGUGAGAAAAUUUGAAUCGUUCCAAAAUAUUCAUGCUUCUGUGUUUUUUAGAUGUCACAGUAUGUCUUACAGGCACAAGUGUGCUCUUUCAUACUUGGACUUGCAUUUGUACUCUUGAUUAUAUUGGACACAAGAAUACUAACAUGUUUUGGUAUGAUUAUGAGAGAAUGUAGUGUAUGUGAUGUUCAUUUAUUAUUUUAUGCUGUUCAGUUUCUUCUUGUGUGUUUGAUUGCAAGUGUCUGUGUGCAUAUGUGUGCAUGUGUUUGUGUGUGAAUAUUUGCAAAUGUGUGCGUGAUUGCAUGUGUUUAUGUGUGUGGUUAUGUACUGAUGAUGUUUGUAGGCUGAAAUGUAUGUGUGCACAAAUGCAUGACAUGUCUAUCUUGUACCAUUCUGAGAAAAAGAGUAAAUUACCAUUCAACAGCAUUGCAUAAUCUCAUGAAUGUGAACAAAUAACAAUGUCUGAAGAGACUUAGUGUCUUCCAUCUAUUAUUAUUAUUAUUACAGCUAUAGAAAUGCUCUAAACUUGGUUAUGCAAUGACAGAGACAAGGAAAUGAUGAUGUAUUUUUCACAUUUUUGGUGCCCUUUAUCUAGUUUUUAAGAAAAUAUGAAGGAUAUCUGAUUAUGUUCAUGUUUUUUUUGUUUGAGCUAUGAGAUUCUUUUAGUUUUGUAGCCAAGUAAAGAUGUAAUUAUUAUUGUCAAGGGAACUUCAUUAUCAUCAUCAUUAUUAUUAUUAUGAUUCUUAUGCAUGCAAGCAGUGUUUGUACCAGAUUUUGUAUAUAAGGUGAUGUUUGAUAUUUUCUAGCAAAUGACUCGGUAUAUUAAAGAAAAGGAAUAUGAAUCUCUGUAUCUAAUAUGUGAUGCUGAAUAUGGCAUGGUAAUCUCAUGUUGUGAAUCUGAAGAUUUUCUAUGUGUUUGACCAUAUUUAGUUAGAACAGUGAUAUAAGUAUAUAUUUUACUAUGUUAUAGACAUUUUAUGCUGGUGAUGGGAAAGUACUUUAUAGUUUUAAAAAGCAAUUGUGAAAUGUAAGAGUAAUCAGUUGCUUCUAAAAUAUGAAAAUGUAGUUUAAUUAGAUAUGCCUUUCUGUUUUAUAUCUUGUGUUGUGGAUUUUUUUUAGUUGAUGUACAAAUUCUGUUCUAUAUUUUGGAGCCUCUGUUGGUAGGCACAUAUAUUACUUAGGAAUUUAUUGUUUCCAUUAAGAAAAAAAGUUUUCUAAGGCAGACUCAUUGCCUCUAGAGCUGUACCUCAUUUCAGAUCAGUAUUUCUGAGUUCCAUGUGGUCUUGUCACAUUUUUCGUUCUCUUUUUAAGCUUUAAAAACUUGGUUAUUGAUACUUUUCAACAUUCACACUGUUCUCAUUGGCCUCUUUCUCUAUUUUUGCAGAUGUAUUUUUGUGAUAUUCAAAUCUUUAAUCACAUUCAGUAGCAAUAAGAUUCUUCUGUCUUGUCACAUUACAAUACCCUGAAAUUCUUUAUAUAAUAGUCACAAAUGACAGUAUGAGACAGAUUAUCAGUAGCAUUUUUUUCUCUUCAAUUUUUUUUCUUCCUGCUUUCUUGAAUCUUGCUGUGCUGCAGAUUGGCAAUGAAUAUUGCUCUGGGGAACAUCUAUUGUACAUGUGAAAAAUUGGCUGCCUAUUUCCAUAGUAUUUGCUAUUUUAUAAAACCUAGCCAGCUGAACAGUUUAUUCUCUAAAUAGUUCAUAUAGAUACUUCCUUUCAAAAUACAGCUUUCUUAGCAAGUCUGCUAGAUGGUGACAUAUGCUUUAACAUUAUACUAAAUGCUAUAUACUAAAUGCUAGAUCCCUGAAUCCUCAUUGCAGUUCUAGUUUCAGUGAAAAUAGUUGCUGUAUUUUGUGAAUAACAUUUAACUGUAUUUGUGUACUAACUGGAUUUUUUUUCUGUUCAUGAUUCUGUACUUGAAAAGAUACAAGUAUUUGAAUAUUGGAUGUGUAAAGUGUCCAUAGUGAAUUGGUUCAGUUUGUGCUUUUAAGUGUUUUUGUAUUAUAGUAAUGACAAAAUAUAGUGAAAUGAAAAACAAUAAUGUGAAAUAAGAUAUAUAAAAUGUUGAAACUUUUGGAAGUUAUUACAGAUGUUGUCAGUUGUUAAAAUUUAUACUGAUGUAGAACUGGAUAUGGAAAGGAUAUUUUUAUAGAGACCAUUUUUCACAACUUCAUUCCAUACAACAUCAUAUAGCCUAUGCAUGGCAGUCACUUCAUGUAAGAAAAAAUGAAUAAGAUAGUACAUAUGCAGUUUAUACACAUAUAUAUUAAUAUAUAUGAAGUUGUUAUAAAAAAAAACAAAAAAACUAUAUACUCAUUAUGAUCUGUUGCAGCUACGUGACUAUUGUAGGGCAUAGCAUAUUUCUGAAAUGCCCCUCAAAAUUGCACAUUUUAUUAUUAUUAUUAUUAUUUUUUUUUUUUUUCUCCCCCCACACAGCUAAAUGGUCUGAUUAUAUUCUGAGCAGAAGUUCACAAUUUCACAAUCCAUUACAAAACAUCCAGUUAUUUUUGUAUUCGUUUUGUAAGGAAAUUUUGCUUGCAUAAAUUGUGUUCAGACAAGAUAAUAACAGUUAUCAUGACUAGUACAGAAACUAGGGUAAUUUUUUGGAAAACAUUCAUAUAUAAUAUUUUAUAUCUGUAUAAUAAAAUCAUUUUAAAAUUUA